Molecule: messenger RNA, 1743 nt
Organism: Diaporthe citri
Lineage: Eukaryota; Fungi; Ascomycota; Sordariomycetes; Diaporthales; Diaporthaceae
Exons: 4
Coding region: 1-1743 (580 amino acids)
Source: RefSeq, a predicted model, not a curated record
AUGUUGAGCCCCUCGCCGAAGCCCAACGAGGCAAAGCAAUCCGGCAAGCCUUACUUGAGCGCCCGAGCUGCCGAGCUGAAGCAGAAGCUGAUGCAGAGCCGACUGCAGGCUGCAAGUGCGCAACCUGCAGACAUGAGCUCCUCAGAAGGCGUGCCAGGCCAAUGCAAACAGCAAAAGCAGCCAAUUUCAGACGGGGCCGAACCCGUCCAGACCAAGACAUCUGCCCUUGAUCAAGCACAAUCCAUCCCAGGCCUGUCCCAGGGGACUUCACAAUCCAAGAAACCGUCCAAUUUGAAUGCUCCUGACCAACUUAACGGCAAUGACAAGGUACAGGGCUCUCCAGAUAUUUAUGAGAAAUUGAUGGAAAAGCUAUCAUCUCCAACUCCAUCCAAGACCACUGGCAAGGAUGCAAACGACAUCACGAUGACCGUCAACGAGGUCGGACGCGAUAUAAAGGCGCCCCCGGGCACAAACGCCCACGCGGCCGCAAAAGCCAAUGAGAAACCCGACAAUCGUGCCCGCAGCAAGGCCCAGCGAGGAGGCGACAGCACCGCCAGAAAGGAAACACCUGCAUCGCGCAGUGGUACCAAGAGCCCGGUGGUCCCAAAGGAGAAAGCCAGCACGCUGUCGUCGACUGAAGAGGGCGAGAUCACUAGCAAGCCCCCGGCCCCCACGCGCAAGAUUCCCGUCCAGGAGUCGACGCCCAAGCCUGCCUCGCGCAAGACGACGCCUCCCACCCGUCUCGCGAGACCAAGCCUGUGCCAAAACAAAGAGAAGAAGACAAGGGUGACACCGGCCCUGCUCAUCCAUCCGCGUCCCAGCCCGACGGCAAGCGCGGACAUGGCCGUCGAGGUUCACCUCACGCCCGCCAGGGCAGACAAGGCGACGACAACACCACCAGGGGGGGCCUACAUGGCGCCACCGCCGCCGUUCCCCCACCAUGUAUAUGCGAGGCCCGGCCGCGAGCAGCGUCCCCACCCGACCUCCCCAGUGGCGUCGCUGCCGAUCGAGGACCGCGACUGGGAGAUACAGAGUUUCGACUUCCGGGACCGAGACCUCCGAGACUGGCUGCGUCUGACCGGCUGGGACAGCCGUGGGUUCCGCCUGGGCGAGCUGGCCCGUCUCCGCCGCCAGGAGCAGAUCGACCGCGAGAGUGCCGAGCUGAAAGCGGAAGGCGAGCGAGAGAAGGCCCGGCUGAAGGAGGAAUUCGCCGAGGGUAGCAAGGCGAGCCACCCGAGCGGCGCUAGACCGCGCCCACUGCUGCUGCCUCCUGCGCCGCCCCGGCGCGGAAUCAAGAGAGAGCGCGGCGAAGAGAGUGAUGGCGACGCAGAUGGCGACUCCUCCGCCAAGUAUUACCGUACCAACCGUAGUCACCGUGGAUCUCGCGCCGGCUACCACGGCUACCACCACCGCGGCCGCGAGAACUCCAGACAGCGGCAGGCCCGAGAAGACCGCCAACGAAGUGACAGGUUCUCUCCUUCCCGUGAUUUUGCCGAUAGUCCGCCCUCGCAGUCCCAUCCUCAGCGUCACCCGCGCCAACGCUUCCUGAGCCCGGUCGGUCACCCGCUGCCCCGCGAUGAGUUCGAUGCCCAGCGCGCGAUCGACCGGUACGUGACGCGCGACAGGCAGCCGCCGCGUCACCACUCGCCCAGACCCAGCAGCUCUACGCCCUGGGGUCGCGGCCACAAGUCCUCCUGUUUCCACGAGUCCGAGUAUGGACGUCUCUCAGGGCCCCCCAAUUAG